AUCACAUCAUGGCGUCUUCUUCGAAGCCCCAGAGCUCCCUGCUCUACUCCUGUAUCGCACACCGUUCAACCAUCCUGGCCGAGCACUCCUCCCCAGGAUCAUCAUCCACAGCCGCCUCCUCCCUCGCAUCCAUCAUCCUCCCCAAGAUCACCCACGACAAGCCACAGAAGUUAACAUUCACCCAUGAACGCCUGUUCAUUCACUACAUCGCCGACUCGCCAAGUGGCGGGUCUGCAGAUGAUGUAAACGGACGCACUGAACAAAACUCCGGUGCACCUCUAAGCUACAUCGUAGUAGCAUCCGCCGAACAAGGCCGUCGCAUCCCCUUCGCCUACCUCCUUGAAAUGAAGCGCAACUUCCUCGCCAAGUACCCACCGUCCAGCACAGACUUCUCCAUGUAUCCAGCCUACGGCUGCGCAUCUUUCAACACAGAACUCCGCGCCCUGCUCCAGACCUACAACACCAGCCCACCAGCAGACUCCCUGGCGUCUGCACGCCGCGAGAUUGACAAUGUGCGCGACAUCAUGACGGAGAACAUCGAGCGGGUUCUGGAACGCGGCGAGCGCAUUGAUUUGCUUGUUGAUAAGACUGACCGGCUGGGCGGAAGUGCGCACGAUUUCCGCUUGCGUAGUCGUGGCUUGCGUCGGCGUAUGUGGUGGAAGAAUAUCAAGCUGAUGGUGCUCCUUGGCUUCGUGGUGGUCUUCCUUCUGUACCUGUUUAUCGGGUUCGGAUGUGGACUGCCGGCUUGGUCGAAGUGUGUCGGACAUAAGAAGAGCGAGUAACUUACUGCUGGUUAGCGUAUACGGAGCGGGGCUAGACGUUUACUCAUUUUGCUUGAGCAAGCGUGGCUCUUGCAUGUCUUUUUUCUUCGGUUGAAUCCUU
Messenger RNA from Penicillium pulvis, 882 nucleotides. RefSeq names its product synaptobrevin family protein. Gene Ontology annotation, cellular component: membrane. Bases 9 to 782 code for a protein of 257 amino acids. Gene Ontology annotation, biological process: vesicle-mediated transport. The record is from RefSeq and is a predicted model, not a curated record. The transcript is spliced from 2 exons. Lineage: Eukaryota; Fungi; Ascomycota; Eurotiomycetes; Eurotiales; Aspergillaceae.